Molecule: messenger RNA, 2479 nt
Organism: Gadus macrocephalus (Pacific cod)
Lineage: Eukaryota; Metazoa; Chordata; Actinopteri; Gadiformes; Gadidae
Product: peptidase inhibitor 16-like
Exons: 6
Coding region: 158-1453 (431 amino acids)
Cellular component (GO): extracellular region
Source: RefSeq, a predicted model, not a curated record
UGUGUGUGGAGGGGAGGACCAGCUCUCAGCAGUCGAGAGUCAUAUCUGCUGAGAGUCGGGACGGAGCAGACGUACAGAUGGACCAUUCAUAACAACUGCAGCAACAACGACAACUGCAGGACUGCAAUAUAAACACCUGGAGAAUACACUUCCCAUCAUGCAACACUCACACAGCAGCGUGGAGCUCAAGGGGGCCUCCCCGACACAUAGCUCCCCGAAGAGGACCCGGGCGGCGGGCUACGGGCCGUGCGGGAGACACGGCCAUGGUCUCUAUCCGCCGGAGAGAGUCUGUUUCUGGGCAGGGAUUCUACUGUGGGCCCUGGUCGCGCCAGGGGCCUGCCGUCUGACGGCUGAAAUGGAAGACACCAUUGUGGAGCUGCACAACUACUACCGAGGGCAGGUGUUCCCCGCGGCAACUGCGAUGAUGCCCCUGAAGUGGGACGCCAGCCUGCAGGGGCUAGCGGGGGGCUACGUGGAGCAGUGCACCUGGCAGCACAACCCCCAGCUGACCGACCACGGCGAGAACCUGUUUGUCACCGAGGGAGAGCUGGACAUCCAGGUGGCCCUGGAGCAGUGGUUUAUGGAACAUCUCAACUACAACUAUAACAACAACAGCUGCCAAGAGGAUAAGAUGUGUGGACACUACACACAGAUGGUGUGGGCUGACUCCCACAGGGUGGGCUGUGAGCUCCACUCCUGUGAUGUCAUGCAGGGUCUGGAGAUAGGCCCCUCCCAGUUCCUGGUCUGCAACUACUACCCUGCGGGUAACUAUGACGACCAGAAGCCGUAUGAGGAGGGAGACUGGUGCUCCAGGUGUCCUGGAGACCUCCAGAAGUGUCGGAACCAUAUGUGUGUUCCUGAUGUGGAGGACGAAGACGAGGACGAUGAGGACGAUGAAGACCAAACUCCUACCCCCUUUACUACAUAUCCUGGCGUUGUUUUGGUUACUGAAGCCUCGCCCCCACUGCCAUCACAAGACACGCCCCCAACGCCAUCGGAAGACACGCCAUCGGAAGACAAGCCAUCGGACGACACGCCAACGGAAGACACGCCAAUCGAAGACACGCCAACGGAGGACACGCCCCCAGAGUCCGACUCAUCCCCAGAGAACGUGGAGCUGCCUGCUCACCUGGCAGAGGAGGAGACAGUAGGGGAGGUGCCGAAAGAGGAGGAGGAGCAGGAAGACGGGGAACAGAAAGAGGAGGAGCCUAAAGAGGAGGAGCCAAAGGAGGAGGAGCCGAAAGAGGGGGAGGCAGUAGAGGAGGCGCAGAAGGAGGUGGAGAAGAAUGAGGCUGAGCAGAAGGAGCAGCCUAAACAGACAAAGCUGCUGAUAGAGACAAAAUGGGAGAAGACUAGAGAGACUCCAUCAUCAGGAGGUAGAGCUACUUCCUGCUGCCCAUAUGACAACUUCCUCUUGCUAUGUCUUGUCGGGGCGCUAGUAUUGAGGCUAUGAGGAGAGGAGAGGAGAGGAGAGGGGAGAGGAAAGUAGUUGAAUAAAUCAGUGUAGUUUAAUGAAUAAUUAAAAAAGACAGGAAUAAGAAAUGUCUGAUGUGUUUUAUAACUUUCAAUUUCUAUACUUUGAGACAUUUAUUUUUAAAAGUGUUCAUAUAAAAACGAAAACAGUAUGUUCUUAAGGUUAAACUGCUGAAGAAGUGUGUGUGAAUUGAGCUCUCAUCAUGAUCCCAUGGGCCUUGUUUACCAAGCAGCCAUCUUGGUAACUCAGUCUCACCAAGCUAGUUUAGAGCCAAGAUGGCUUCCAUGUCAAUCACUCUGCAGUGCAAUAGAGACGACAAACCUGCCAGUCUCCUUAUACCAGGAGGCAGGAGCUCAACUGGAAGUUAACUAGGAGUUAAACUAGGAGCUAACCUGGAAGUUAACUGGAAGAAAAACUAGUAGAUAAACUGGGAGUUAAACUGGAAAUUAUAGAAAAUAAACUGGAAGUUAAACAAGGCGCUAAACUUAGAGUUUAACUUUAGUUAAAGUUAUAGAUUACAUACUAAAAUCAUAUACUAAAAGAGACACACACACAUACACACACGCACACACACACACACACACACACACACACACACACACACACACACACACACGCGCACACACACACACACACACACACACACACACACACACACACACACACACACACACACACACACACACACACACACACACACACAUUAAAUUAAAUUAAAAUAAAUUCAGUCUUUAUUUCCUAAAAAUGCCAUCAAACAUUAAGUUAACAACCAGAUGGAAUUCCGGUAGAAAAUGACUUCUAGUAUCUAACUUUCUUGUUAUUCUGCCUUGAUAAUGAUUGGCUGACUGUUAAUCUGUCUUGAUAAUGAUAGGCUGAAUGUUAAUCUGUCCAACGGUUAUUGACUGAAUGUUAUUCUGUCUUGAUAAUGAUAGGCUGAAUGUUAAUCUGUUUGAUGGUGAUUCGCUGAAUGUGUGUGUGAAUAAAGACCAACCUGUGUCAACAGUC